Mytilus californianus (California mussel) is the source of this 2054-nucleotide messenger RNA. RefSeq names its product heat shock 70 kDa protein 12A-like. Bases 185 to 1924 code for a protein of 579 amino acids. The transcript has 5 exons. NCBI's taxonomy places the organism in Eukaryota, Metazoa, Mollusca, Bivalvia, Mytilida, Mytilidae. The record is from RefSeq and is a predicted model, not a curated record. Gene Ontology annotation, molecular function: ATP binding; ATP-dependent protein folding chaperone.
AUUUAUAAAUCGUGUAGUUUUUAGGUUUUUAUACACCUAUGACUGUGUUGUGUAUUUACAUUUUAAAACCGAAAGUUAAAUUGAAAACACGCAUGCGCCGGGAAAUGGACAGGUGAGGGAAUGAGUUCUGAAAUAUAAGUUGGAUAAAAAGAAAAAUCAAUAAAGGAAAAGGGUAUAAUACAGAAUGAGUAAAAAGAGUAAAAUCCUUGUAGCAGCAAUUGACUUUGGAACAACGUUUUCAGGAUAUGCAUUUUCCUUCAAAACCGAUUAUGAAAAUGAUCCAAUGAAAAUUUCUGUCAAUCAACAAUGGACAGCUGGUUCUAGAAGCUUGAUAUCACUGAAGGCACCGACUGUUGUCCUGUUAGACAAAUCCAAAAAAUUCCUGGCAUUUGGAUACGAUGCUGAAGACAAGUACUCGGAGUUUGCUUUAGAUGAAGUUCACCAUAAUUAUUAUUACUUUCGUAGGUUCAAGAUGUUACUACACGAAACAAAGCAUCUUACACGAAAGACGAUGGUCAAAGAUGAUGAUGGUAAAGAAAUGCCAGCUAUAGAAAUAUUCUCCAUGGUUAUAAAAUAUCUAAAGGGUCAUUUGUUAGAAACAUUGGAAACAAGAGGAACUGGACUAGAUAAUAACGACAUUCAUUGGGUGUUAACAGUACCAGCUAUUUGGACAGAACCUGCUAAACAGUUUAUGAGAGAAGCCGCAGAAAAGGCUGGUAUUAGUGGUGAACAACUUAGUAUUUGUUUGGAACCAGAGGCAGCAUCCUUAUACUGUCAACAUUUACCAAUAGAAAAACUAAAGGAUAAAGAUGGUAUAGGCAGUGAAUUUACGGCAUCCGGAAAAGGGUCCAAAUACAUGGUUAUAGACUUGGGAGGUGGAACAGCUGAUAUAACAUGCCAUCAGAAAGACGCCGAGGGUAGCCUUCGAGAACUACAGAAACCAAGUGGGGGUUCAUGGGGUGGUACGCGUGUAGAUGAAGCUUUCAAUCAGCUUCUUAUUAAAAUUGUUGGUGCACAUCAUUUUAGAACUUUUCAAGAGAAAAAUAAAGCUGAUGCAUUAGAUAUCUUAAGAGAAAUGGAAACAAAGAAGAGGAACAUUAAAAACGACACCGAAGGAAAGGUCACGUUAAAAGUUCCCGUUUCACUAAUUCAGUCAUUUGAAAAAGAAACGGGAGAGGAAAUCAAAGACGUAAUAAAACAGAUGGCAUAUGCAGGCAAAAUGACAUGGGUUGGAGAUAAGUUAAGAAUGGAGGCAAAUCUUUUCCGAGCAUUGUUUAAUGAACCGAAGACUCAAUUGGUAAACCACGUGAAGUCUUUAUUGGCUAAAAGCUCAUUAAAAGAUGCAGGCACGCUAUUAAUGGUCGGGGGUUUUUCCGAGUCUCCCAUAAUGCAGUCGGCAAUUAAAGAUGCGUUUCCAGACAAGAAAGUCGUCGUUCCAGAUGAAGCUGGUUUAGCCGUUUUGAAAGGUGCCGUUAUGUAUGGGCACCAACCUCAAACAAUUUCCGUCAGAAUAUCGAGAUAUACGUAUGGAAUUAACAUUUCUCCGCCAUUUAAAUCCGGUGAACAUUCCCCAGAAAGACGUGUUAGCAUUGAAGGUACAGACAGAGUUAAAGACGUUUUCAAGAAGUACAUAGAAGCCGACCAAACACUGAAAGUUGGCGAAGCUGUCAGUGGCCGUCACGUCACAAUAAAGAAACGCCAAAAAGAAAUGCUUUUAAAAAUCUUUGCGACUGAAGACAGUAAUCCUCGUUAUGUCACAGAUAAAGGUUGCGAGUAUUUGGGAAAGGUUGUCAUCCAACUGCCGGAAGUCGACGAAAAGCUGAAAGUUGAUGUGAAAAUGAUUUUUGGAGAAACUGAACUUAUGGUUGAAGCAAAGGAAUCGACCACUGGUUCUACGUACAAAUCAUUCUUUGACUUUUUAUAGACGAGUUGAGCUUUUAUAUUCGUUUAACAAUUGUUUACAGUGUGAUGUUGAGAAAGAUAGCGGACGUUGAACGCAAUGAUAGUAGACAUACAUUUGAAUUAUCACUUUGACAUUAAAAUAUUAAAAUUAG